GAAGAACUACAUUUCCCAGCAGGCCGUGGGCACCAGGGCGCCAGUCUUCCUUUCCGGCGCGUGCGGAGCCGUGGCUGGCUCCCGGUGUGCAGGAGGACACAUGGAUCCCGCUGGCCGGUGGCAGAGCCUGCCCAAGGGGCCUAGCUUAAAGCAUUUAACUGACCCGUCUUAUGGGAUCCCGCGGGAGCAGCAAAAGCCAGCUUUGCAGGAUCUGACGCGGGCGCAUGUCGAGUCCUUCAACUACGCUGUGCGCGAGGGACUCAGCCAUGCGGUGCAGGCUAUACCUCCCUUUGAAUUCGCUUUCAAAGAUGAGCGGAUCUCUCUUACUAUUGUGGACGCUGUCAUCAGUCCGCCCAUGGUUCCAAAAGGAAACAUCUGCAAAGAGCUCAAUAUUUAUCCAGCAGAAUGUCGGGGCCGGAGGAGUACAUACCGGGGCAAGUUGACAGCUGACAUCAGCUGGGCAGUGAAUGGAAUCUCAAAAGGCAUCAUUAAACAGUUCCUUGGUUAUGUUCCCAUCAUGGUGAAGUCCAAGCUUUGCAACUUAUACAACCUUCCUCCAAAAGCCCUCAUUGAGCACCAUGAAGAAGCAGAGGAAAUGGGAGGCUAUUUUAUAAUCAAUGGCAUUGAAAAAGUCAUCCGAAUGUUAAUUAUGCCUCGGAGAAAUUUCCCCAUUGCAAUGGUAAGACCAAAAUGGAAAAGCAGAGGGCCUGGCUAUACUCAGUAUGGAGUUUCAAUGCACUGUGUGAGGGAGGAGCAUUCUGCUGUCAACAUGAACCUUCACUACCUGGAAAAUGGCACGGUUAUGUUGAACUUCAUUUAUCGGAAAGAGCUGUUUUUUCUUCCUUUGGGAUUUGCACUGAAGGCACUUGUCAGCUUCUCUGAUUACCAGAUUUUUCAGGAGCUCAUCAAAGGCAAAGAGGAGGACUCUUUCUUUAGGAACUCCGUUUCCCAGAUGUUAAGGAUCGUAACGGAAGAGGGUUGUUCCACCCAAAAACAGGUCCUCAGCUAUCUAGGUGAACGCUUCAGAGUGAAGCUCAGCCUCCCUGACUGGUAUCCAAAUGAACAGGCUGCGGAGUUUCUGUUUGACCAGUGCAUCUGUAUCCACCUGAAAUCCAGUACUGAAAAGUUUUACAUGCUCUGUCUCAUGACCCGGAAGCUCUUCGCUUUGGCCAAAGGAGAGUGCAUGGAGGAGAACCCUGAUAGUUUAGUGAACCAAGAAGUCCUCACCCCUGGGCAGCUCUUCCUUAUGUUUCUGAAGGAAAAAAUGGAAGCUUGGUUAGUGUCUAUAAAAAUAGCUCUAGACAAGAGGGCUCAGAAGGCCAAUGUGUCCAUAAACACUGAAAAUUUGAUGAAGAUUUUUAAUAUGGGAACAGACCUUACAAAGCCGUUUGAAUAUCUUUUUGCUACUGGGAAUCUGCGUUCGAAAACAGGUCUUGGCUUCCUGCAAGAUUCUGGACUUUGUGUCGUGGCUGAUAAGCUGAACUUCAUACGCUAUCUCUCCCAUUUCCGCUGUGUGCACAGAGGGGCUGAUUUUGCCAAGAUGAGGACCACCACGGUACGCAGGCUGCUGCCGGAGUCCUGGGGUUUCCUGUGUCCCGUGCACACCCCAGACGGGGAGCCCUGCGGCCUGAUGAACCACCUGACUGCUGUGUGCGAGGUCGUCACGCAGCUUGUAUAUACGGCGUCUAUUCCAGCGUUGCUGUGCAGCUUGGGGGUCACCCCAGUUGAUGGAGCUCCACUUCGGCCGUACAGCCAGUGCUACCCUGUCCUGCUGGACGGCGUCGUGGUUGGCUGGGUGGACAAGGACCUUGCUCCUGGCGUGGCAGAUUCUCUCCGGUGCUUUAAGGUGUUGAGAGAAAAAAGAAUUCCUCCCUGGAUGGAGGUGGCCCUCAUCCCCAUGACAGGAAAACCGAGUCUGUACCCAGGGUUGUUCCUGUUUACCACUCCUUGUAGACUGGUGCGGCCUGUGCAGAACUUGGAAUUAGGCAAAGAGGAACUAAUCGGAACUAUGGAACAGAUCUUCAUGAACAUUGCCAUCUUUGAGGAUGAGGUUUUGGCUGGAGUUACCACUCACCAGGAGCUCUUCCCUCACAGCCUGCUGAGUGUGAUCGCCAACUUCAUCCCCUUCUCUGAUCACAACCAGAGUCCUCGGAACAUGUACCAGUGCCAGAUGGGGAAACAAACGAUGGGCUUUCCACUUCUCACUUACCAAGCUCGAUCAGAUAAUAAAUUGUAUCGUCUUCAGACUCCACAGAGCCCUUUAGUGAGACCAUACAUGUAUGAUUAUUAUGAUAUGGAUAACUAUCCAAUUGGGACAAAUGCCAUCGUUGCUGUUAUUUCGUACACUGGCUACGAUAUGGAAGAUGCCAUGAUUGUCAAUAAGGCCUCCUGGGAACGAGGCUUUGCCCAUGGAAGUGUCUACAAGUCUGAGUUCAUAGAUCUCUCUGAAAAAAUUAAACAAGGAGAUGAUAGUCUGGUGUUUGGAGUCAAACCUGGUGAUCCACGGAUUUUGCAGAAGUUAGACGAUGAUGGGUUGCCAUUUAUCGGAGCACAGCUGCAGUAUGGAGAUCCGUACUACGGUUACCUGAACCUCAACACCGGGGAAAACUUUGUGAUGUACUAUAAGAGUAAAGAAAAUUGCAUUGUGGAUAACAUCAAAGUGUGUAGUAAUGACACUGGCAAUGGGAAAUUCAAGUGUAUUUGCAUCACGAUGAGAGUCCCUCGGAACCCAACUAUCGGAGACAAAUUCGCCAGUCGUCAUGGGCAGAAGGGCAUCUUGAGCAGGUUGUGGCCAGCUGAGGACAUGCCGUUUACCGAGAGUGGGAUGGUCCCAGACAUUUUGUUCAAUCCUCACGGCUUUCCCUCCCGCAUGACCAUUGGCAUGUUAAUUGAGAGCAUGGCUGGGAAGUCUGCGGCUCUGCACGGUCUCUGCCAUGAUGCUACGCCCUUCACCUUUUCAGAGGAGAACUCAGCCCUAGAAUACUUCGGUGAGAUGUUGAAAGCUGCUGGCUACAACUUCUACGGCACCGAGAGGUUGUAUAGUGGCAUCAGUGGGCUAGAACUAGAAGCAGACAUUUUCAUAGGCGUGGUUUAUUAUCAGCGUUUACGCCACAUGGUCUCAGACAAAUUCCAGGUUAGAACGACGGGAGCCAGAGACAAAGUCACUAACCAGCCUAUUGGGGGAAGAAACGUCCAGGGUGGAAUCCGUUUUGGGGAAAUGGAACGGGAUGCUCUUUUAGCUCACGGUACGUCUUUUCUCCUUCAUGACCGCCUCUUCAACUGUUCAGAUCGAUCGGUAGCGCACGUGUGUGUGGAGUGUGGUAGUUUACUCUCUCCACUGUUGGAGAAGCCACCCCCUUCUUGGUCUGCCAUGCGCAACAGAAAGUACAACUGUACUUUGUGUAAUCGCAGUGAUACUAUUGACACUGUUUCUGUGCCUUACGUUUUCAGGUAUUUUGUAGCUGAACUGGCAGCUAUGAACAUCAAAGUGAAAUUGGAUGUCAUUUAACUUGAUGUGGCCUCUUGGGUUAGGAAAACUGUCAGAUUAAUAUAAGAUAGAACUUAGUACAAUGACGAUAUUACUCGGUUACUCUGGAGUUUUUCUAAGGGUGUUAGAGUUUUUAACUAAGACCUAGCAACUAAGAAUUCAGGAUUUCUGAGUCUGUCCUGUAUAAGAACUACUGAAGUUGAGUUUUAACACAUUUGUUCAAAGUAUGUUUAAAAAAUGAUACAUUGGUAAGUAGAAGGAUAUACAGGGAAAUCUUUCCGACCUCAGGUUCUUUGUAUCCCAUUUUCAGUAGGCAAUGACCGUCAGACAUUGCUCCAGCCAGAGCAGAGCAGUCCAGUACAAAUAUAAUGCAAGCAAUAGAUGUAAUUUUAUAUUUUUUUGUAUCUACAUUAAAGUAAAAACAAAAGGUGAUCUUAUUGAAGUAUAAUUGUUCUACAAAACUGCACUGUAUUUAAUGUAUACAAUCUGAUGGGUUUGAACACAUGCAUACACCUGUGAAAUGAUCCUGAUCACGGUAAUAAACACCACUUCCACAAGAUUCCUUGUGCCCUUCGGGGUCGUGUAUGUUUGUUUUUGGUUAAACACUGAACUUGACAUCCACCCUCUUAAAUGCUUACGUGUACAUUGUAGUAUUGUUAACAGGCACAGCGUCAUACAGCAGGUCCUACUAUUCACUCGUCUUGUGUUUAAGUGGAAUUGGACACCCAUUCAACAGCAACUGCCCGUUCCCCUCUCCCACCAGCUCCUGGUGGCCAUCAUUCUAGUGAGUUUGACGAGAUACUUCGUGUAAGUGAGGUCGUGUGGUAUUUGUGCUUCUGUGACUGGCUUAUUUCAUUUAGCAUAAUGUCCUUCAGGUUUACCUGUGUUGCUGCAUCUGGCAGAAUAUCUGAAUAAUAUUCUGUGUUAUGUAUAAGGCACAUUUUAUCUGUUCAUCUCUUCAUGGACAUUUAGAUUGUUUCUGUAUCUUAAGAAAUGUUCAUAGACUAUAUUUUAUUUAAUGUAAUAUAGUCAAAAUGCCAUUUCCACACGUAAUAAACAAUUUAUUGAGAUA
Molecule: messenger RNA, 4559 nt
Organism: Suricata suricatta (meerkat)
Lineage: Eukaryota; Metazoa; Chordata; Mammalia; Carnivora; Herpestidae
Gene: POLR1B
Product: RNA polymerase I subunit B
Exons: 15
Coding region: 101-3508 (1135 amino acids)
Biological process (GO): DNA-templated transcription
Cellular component (GO): nucleus; RNA polymerase I complex
Molecular function (GO): DNA-directed RNA polymerase activity; DNA binding; ribonucleoside binding
Source: RefSeq, a predicted model, not a curated record